Chilo suppressalis (striped riceborer) is the source of this 4668-nucleotide messenger RNA. The record is from the annotation of a GenBank genome assembly. NCBI's taxonomy places the organism in Eukaryota, Metazoa, Arthropoda, Insecta, Lepidoptera, Crambidae.
AGAAAUUUAAUUGUCUCAUCAGUGAAGUAUCUGUUUGUGUGUCUCGUUCUAGUAGAACGAGACACACUCCACCAAUUCAGAUUUGCUCUUCGGAACGAUUUGAGCGUCGCGUAAGCAUUACAGUUAGUAUAUAAGUUCCUUGGUGCUGGCUGCCAGAUCGUACCGCCUUUUUACAAUAUACAAAAAGAAGAAGCAUGGACCUGCUUUUUACAAUUCUAUCAAAACAUUUAUUUUCUUUACUUAAGAAGGUUGGCCUGGUACCUGGCCUUACAAUUUUUUUUGGAGGUUGGAGGUUUAAUAACCAUCUUAUUUAAUUUUCUCAUGUGGCAGCACUGGGUGGUUGUUUGAAUGUUUCGUUUCUGGUCUGGUUUGUCUUGUUGUUUUUGGGAGUUUUUGGCGGGAUUUCAUCGAGUGCAGUUGGCGUAUUAAAAAUAAUACUCUUUGGUUGGCGUUUUAUUUUAAUUAUUCUUAAUUUCGUUCAUAGUGGAUAUUGUAAAAUAGAAUUGGUGUGAUUUUGCGUAACAACUAUCAGCGCAACUGAAUAAUAAGUGGAAUCUUUAAAAUAUACGCUAUUCCGGUUAAGUGGACGUGAGAACUUUAUUGUAGUGUUGACUACCUCACCAUUUCGUGCCAAACACUCCAAGAAACAUCAGAAUGCAUCACACUGAUAUUGUAAUGUAAAUAAAAAACAAAGAUUAAGAUUCAUAUUUAAUAUAUGUAUACGAUUGAAGGACUUGUAUCCAUGGUCAUGAAUCACAGAGUACCUUAUUUUAACCGGAAAGUCAUGAAUAAUUAAAAAGAAAAAAAAAUGUUUGUGUUUACCGGCCUAAAAAAACCGGCUGAUGAUGAUUGAUGCGCUAGCAUCACUUUGUAAUUUGUGGACUGUUGCCUGUUGCCGGCUUAUCUGAUAACCAGGUUGAGUGUUGAAGAUUUCGCUGCCGAAAUCGUUUGUUUCCGUUGCAGCUGUACUUCUCUUACUUAGAAUAGUAAUGGAUUCUGACGAAGAAAAAGAAGACUUUCACGCAUGGAGAGGUGUACCAGGUACAAUAAUACUCAUCAAUGUUUUUAAUUCAAUGCAAAACGAGUCGGCUACUCGAAGUCACGUCGCAACAUGUCGUUUGAUUCGACAUCAUUUACGGCAAGCGAACACACAUUACGUAGGUGUUUGUCUUUACGGAACAAGUGAUUCCGAUUCUUCAAACUUUGGUUCCCAAAAUGUAUUUGAAGUAUUCCCUUUGAGUUUACCUAAUUUGGACGACUUUAAAAAGUUACAGAACAUCAAUAUAACAUCAUAUUCUCAAAAUAAGACCCUAAUAAUGUCUGAUGCUUUAUGGCAUUGUAGUAAAAUGUUUGCAAACUGUAAAAAGCAGUUGGUAACCCGCACAGUACUAUUACUCACAACAUUGGAUGUACCACCUAUUCAGACUGACAGAGAUCCGACUUAUUCAAGAGUCAAAGAAAUGGUGAAGUCUGAUAUAGAAAUAAAAAUAAUAAAUGUUGCAAGCAAUGAUAAUACACCUCAUGAAUUUUACAAAGAGUUUUUGAUAGAUGUGAGUGGAAAUCAUGAUGUGAAAUUACCUAGGCCAGUGUGGGAUCACCAGGAAAUAGAAAACUUAAUGUAUAAGCAGUCCCAUCGCAAUUUAGCCAUCGCUCAACUGAUGUUUGAGAUUGGUGAAGGAUUAGAAAUUGGUAUUGGGGUGUAUAGUCUUUUAAAAAGUAACUCAAAACCCAAGAAAGAUGAUUUAGAUAGAGAUACAAAUGCAUUAGUGACUACUGUCACCAAAACACAAAAAGUGUCCAUAGAAUGUAAAUCAAGUGAUAAUUCCAUGGAUGUGGAUGAAGAUGAAAGUGAAAACAAGAAAUUACCACUUUUGAAAUCAGAACUGAUACAUUAUCAAACAUAUGGCAAAGAGAAAAUUGAGUUUACUGACAAGGAAAAGAAUAUGAUAUCUAAUCCUUUUGGUCCCCCUAUGAUGAAACUCCUGGGAUUCAAACCAGCUAGCAUGAUGAGAAAAGAAAAAUGGUAUUACAAGUCUAGUUACUUUUUAUUUCCCAAUGAAAACACUGUUGAAGGCUCUACUAAAGCUUUUAAAGGAUUACAUAAAGCUUGUAUUGAUACAUCUGUUGUUGCAAUAUGUGUUUUAUGUACUAGAGUCAACUCGAGACCUAAUAUUGUUGCAUUAUCCCCAUGUUCCCAUCCACUUGGUUUAGACAUUGAAAUUGGUUUUGAUAUUAUAAGAAUUCCUUUCAUGGAACAAGUUAGGCAACUGUCAAUUGAAGAAAGUGAAGAAAAUAUGGAUAUACCACAAGCUCACAAAGCAAUAAUGUCAGAUGUCAUUAACAAAUUAAGAUUUGAUUACAAGCCUGACACGUUUGAAAAUCCUGUCUAUCAAUCACAAUUCAGGGCUAUAGAAGCCAUUGCACUUGGUGAUGAAGAAAUGGAACCAUAUAUUGACACAACAAAAACUGAUCCAGAUAAGUUUAAUGAUAUUAAAGGUGAUUUAUUUCAAGAUAUAUUUGGUCCAUUUGGCGCAACUGCUACAAAACGCACUACAACUACAAAAGAGUCUGGUACAACAAGCAAAAAGGGAAAAACAGUCAAAGACAUUGAAGUUGGAGUUCUACAGGAUCGACUUAAGAACAAACAAAUAGAUGGGUAUAAUAUAACUCAACUCAAGCAGAUACUGAGCUCUAAAGAUAUACCAAAUCUCAAAUCAAUUGGUAAAUUAAAAAAGAAUGAAUUAGUAGAGUUGGUUUAUGAGCACUUUGGUUAGGCAAUAAUAAUAUUUUAAAAAUAUGUUUUGAAGUUAUAAUAGGUUGGGGAAAAGUCUUUUCGCAUUAUAAAAUGUAUGAACUUGUAAUAAAAUCUCUUUAGUUAUACCUUUUGUACCUAGCUGGUUUUGGUAUCAUUGAAAAAUUUAAAUUCUAAAGAAGAUAAAUUCAAAAUAGAAAAAUGUAUGAUUCUUAUUGUUAAUAUAAGUGAAUUUAAUGAAGAAUCUCUAUACUUUUUAAAAUUAUACUAUAAAAAACGUGCGAUAAAGUUCAUGGUCAAGGGCUGGUCUUCAGGCUUCACAGACUCUGGUGAAACCUGGGUUAACUUGGGCAUUAUUCAUUAUGAGCUGUUACCGCCGGGCAGGACCAUUGAUUCUUAACUCUACUGUGUACAAUUGAUAAGAUUAAAGCAAGAAGCUGAGAGGAAGCAGCCGGAAUCAAUCAACAGCAGGGUUGUGCUUUUUCAUCAUGAUGACACUACGCACAUCUUUAGCCAUUCAGUAAAAAUUAAGUGUGACUGGGAGGUGUUAAUGUAUCCGCCGUAUAUUCCUGAUCUUGCACCUUCCAAUUUCUCUUCAGAAAUCUUUAGGUAGUGUCAGGUUUACAUCUAAACAGGACUGCCAAGACCGCUUCUAGUGGUUUGGUUUUCACAAGAUGGCAAAAAGUUAUCAAACAAAAACAAACAAAAUGGCACCUGGGUUCUCUAAUUAAAUUUAAAUAAACUGUAUCAAAUAAUGUUGCAAAGAAACUUUUUCCUCAACCUAAUAAUAAAAUACAAAUUAAGUAUACCAAACUAACAACUUUUUUCAAAAUGUAAAUAACCUAUAUGGAUUAAAUAAAAGGCUUUAUUAUUAUUAGAAGUAUUCCUGAUAUUUUAUUUAGAUAUACAAGGAUCCAUCUGCUGGUCCUAAAUGGUGGAUUCCAAUCAGUAAAGCAUCUACCAAAGUCCAUACUCCUAAACCCCCAAAACUAAAGAGUUUUCCAAUGCCUUCUUGCCAAUGACCAAGGUAAAAUCUGUCAGCUCCAAAUCCUCCAAGAGUAAGAGCUAGAAUCAAGGCAGUGCCCCAUCUUGUACCAGCAGUCCACGAACAACGUAUUUUCUUCAAGAAUGUUCUGUUACCCAAACAAAUAACAUCAUCUGAAACUGUGCAGUUUGUUAAAUAGAAUGUGAGUGGAGAUGCCACAGAAUUGCAAUUUGCUUUUUGAUCACAUCUAUGUUCCCAUUUUUCAGUUUGAUAGCAAAAUCUGCACAUAGCUGUUCUGUUAAAUGAUCUAGUGCCAUUACAAAGAACUUUUGGUUUAACCAAACAUGUAUAAUCUGAUAAUCCUCCAUAACGGCAAUCUAUACUUCUAUUACAAAUAAUACAGGGAUAAUUCAAGAUGGAGCACAGUGUUAUAUUUUUUUGAUCAAGACAACUUGAUAAAUAUUCUUCAUUUUCACUAAAGUUUAGAAACUUAUCAUUGCUAUCGUCUUUUGCCUUGUUCUCCUUGUUUGGUAUGUUAUUGUUCGCCAUAUCUGUAAUAUGUAUUGUAUUCAAUAUAACUAAAACAACUAAAAUAAGGCUGUCUCUAAUGGAUAUUCUUAGAGGUAAAAUUCUCGGCAUUCUAUUAGUAAAAUUUAUAAACAGUAAGUAGUACCAUUUAUAAACAGAGUUAUCGUUCACUUUCGAUUCCACACUCCACCCACACUACUUGGGCCUGAUUCUCAAAGCCUAAAACUAAAUUAGACAAUAGUCUAUCAUUUUCCUUCUUUAUUGAACGUGACAAGGAUAUACUACAGUCAAAAAUUAUGUAUUUUUGAUAAACCCUUAGAUACUUGAUUAAACCAGGGCAGCGUUCAAUACCUACGAUCUAAGAGGUACUUUUUAACCUGACUUCAAUAUUGACAUAAAAUGU